Molecule: messenger RNA, 2725 nt
Organism: Polypterus senegalus (gray bichir)
Lineage: Eukaryota; Metazoa; Chordata; Cladistia; Polypteriformes; Polypteridae
Product: extracellular calcium-sensing receptor-like
Exons: 8
Coding region: 1-2706 (901 amino acids)
Biological process (GO): G protein-coupled receptor signaling pathway
Cellular component (GO): membrane
Molecular function (GO): G protein-coupled receptor activity
Source: RefSeq, a predicted model, not a curated record
AUGUUAGGAGGUGUUCUAAUCUCACAUCUACAAGCAACAGCACCACAAUUGUCUUUCAGAUCAGCACCAGAGGACUGGAAAUGUGAAAGACUAGCAUUCCGGAGACGUCUUUUAAUUGUUGCAUAUGACACUGGUAUUUGGCAGCUAUAUAAGGAAGAAGCCAACUCUCUGAUCUUUCCAGCACCUGCUCCACAACAGCCGGCAUGCAAAUCUCAAGAACAUUUUACGUUCAACCAGUUAUACAAAGCUGGAGACAUUAUGCUAGGUGGUAUAUUUGUUGCAAAUAUAGUAGGAAUCACUCCGGAAUUAUCUUUCCAGUCAAAACCUGGGCAGUGGCUUUGCAAGAGUUUAGACCUCCAUAUAUUUCAAAGGUCGGUGAUGAUGAUCUUUGCAAUUGAAGAAAUUAACAAAGACCCAAACCUUUUGCCUAAUAUUACACUGGGAUACCGAAUAUAUGACAACUGCAUGAAUGUAGAGGUGGCCCUGAGAGCAGCCAUGACACUGAUCGCUGGUCUGGAUGAUGUGAUCACUGAUUACAACUGCACGGGUGUUCCACCAGUAGUGGCCAUUGUUGGGGAUCCAUUGUCAAUCCAUUCAAUUGCAAUAUCAAGAUUACUUGGUCUUUUCAGAAUGCCUUUGAUCAGUUAUUGUGCCACCUGUGCCUGCUUAAGCGAUAAAGUAGAGUUUCCUUCGUUCUUUCGGACAAUUCCAAGUGACACUUUCCAGGUCAAAGCAAUUGUUCACAUUCUUAAACAUUAUAAUUGGACCUGGGUAGGUAUUGUAGGAAUUGAUGAUGACUAUGGAUUUUAUGCUAUUGACAGCUUGAACAAAGAAGUCAAAAAAUUUGGCUGCGUUGCUUUCUCUGAAACCUUCAAAGUCACCGACAGUGCAAAGCUAACUUAUAUAGCUAAAGUUAUAAAGCAGUCAACUGCCACUGUCAUUGUUGCAUUUCUGAUAAAAGCAGCAGCCACUGUCUUUGUAAAUGAGAUCUCAAAGCACAACAUCACAGGCAAACAGUGGAUAGCAAGUGAUUCAUGGAGUGCCUUUCACAUGUUUGCUAGCAAUGAGAAGUUUGGUAUCUUCGGUGGAACAUUAGGUAUUGCUGUACGACGAGGAGACAUCCCAAACCUGGACAAGUUCCUUCUUAGUACUCGUCCUACUUCUGAUCCUGAGAACAUGUUAAUAAAUAAGCUGUGGGAAGAACUGUUUGAGUGCAGGUUUCCAACAAAUAGUACUUCAUCAGAUUCAUCAGGAACCAAAAUAUGCACAGGCUCAGAAGAUAUUGCCAGCACAAAGACAGACUACACAGACGUAACCGACCUGAGAACCUCAUAUAAUGUUUAUAAAGCAGUUUACUCCUUAGCACAUUCUCUUCACAAUUUGAUGACCUGUGAAAAUGGAAAAGGACCUUUUAAAAAUAACACAUGUGCAGAUAUAAAAAAUGUUCAACCCUGGCAGCUAUUCCACUAUCUGAAGAAAGUAGAUUUCAUUGAUCGCUUAGGAAAGAGAUUUGCAUAUGACAAAAAUGGAGAUGCCAUACCAGCUUAUGACAUCAUCAACUGGCAGCGUUUGGAAGAUGGCACUAUGAUAAGUAAAACAAUUGGUGUGUUUGAUGAGUCACCUGCUAGUGGGUAUCAACUCUCAUUCAAAGAAGAAGAUAUAUUCUGGAAUUUUGUAUCUAGAAAGGUCCCAGAUUCAGUCUGCAGUGCAAGCUGCCCAGCAGGUACGAGGAAAGCCACUAGGAAAGGUGAGCCAAUCUGUUGCUUUGACUGUGUACCCUGUGCUGAAGGAGAAAUCAGCAGUGAAAUAGAUUCCACUGAAUGCAUUCAGUGUCCUCUAGACUUCUGGUCAAAUCAUGAGAGAACCAAAUGUGUGGUGAAAGUGAUUGAAUACUUGUCCUAUGAUGAUGCAAUGGGAGGCACAUUAACAAUGACAGCACUUCUAGGAGCCUGUCUCUCAGUUUGCGUUUUUGCAGUUUUCAUGCAUUAUCGUAAUACCCCUGUUGUAAAAGCAAACAACUCUGAAUUAAGUUUCCUUUUGCUGGUGUCAUUAACUCUGUGCUUUCUGUGUUCCCUGUGCUUUAUUGGACAGCCAUCAAAUGUUACUUGUAUGCUGAGGCAUGUAAUGUUUGGAAUCAGUUUUGUGCUCUCCAUUUCUUGUAUUCUUGUCAAAACAAUUGUUGUCAUAAUGGCAUUUAAAGCUACACUGCCUGGCAAUAAUAUGAUGAAAUGGUUUGGGGUUUCUCAGCAGAGAGGCACUGUAUUUUUCUUCACCUUUAUUCAGUGUUUAAUUUGUAUCAUAUGGUUGGUCACAACACCCCCCAUCCCUGCUAAGAAUAGUAAAUAUCAAAAUGCCAAAAUUAUAUUUGAGUGUGAUUUGGGGUCUCUGACUGGAUUUAGCUGUCUCCUCGGAUACAUUGGGUUGUUAGCUUGCAUUUCUUUCUUUUUAGCAUUCCUUGCGAGAAAUCUCCCAGACACUUUUAAUGAAGCCAAGUUUAUCACUUUCAGCAUGCUGAUCUUCUGUGCAGUUUGGAUAACUUUCAUUCCUGCUUAUAUAAGCUCCCCAGGGAAAUAUACAGUUGCUGUUGAAAUUUUUGCAAUUUUGGCAUCCAGUUUUGGCCUACUUUUUGCUAUUUUUGCACCUAAAUGCUACAUUAUUCUAUUGAGACCAGAACAAAAUACAAAGAAGGCCCUGAUGGGCAGAUAAAAUAAAUCAAUUUGAUGAA